Crotalus tigris (Tiger rattlesnake) is the source of this 3816-nucleotide messenger RNA. RefSeq names its product aarF domain containing kinase 2 (gene ADCK2). The record is from RefSeq and is a predicted model, not a curated record. Gene Ontology annotation, cellular component: mitochondrion. Bases 1286 to 3037 code for a protein of 583 amino acids. NCBI's taxonomy places the organism in Eukaryota, Metazoa, Chordata, Lepidosauria, Squamata, Viperidae. The transcript has 7 exons.
GACCACGUGUAGAAUUUCCACAGAGAAACAUACUUUUUUUAAAAAAAGCACAAAUUCCAGUGUGCUAUCUGCCUUGGUUGCAAGUAAUAAUCCUUCUUAUGAUGGCCUAAACUUUCUUAGCUUGAUCUCCUCUGAUAGGCUUAUCUGCAACCAUGAAUUUCUUCCUUCAGCCCUAUUUUCUGACUUCUUGGGACACGGGGAACCCUAAGCAUAGGGAAGGUUGGGGUUUGUCAAGAAAACAUGAGGCUAAACUUGUACUAUGUACUAUGUGACACCCUCCCCCAGAACCCAAUGUCUGCAUUGUUGUGAUACCAGAGCUACUUGACUUGCAUUUUACUAUAUCCUUAAAUGACCUAUUUCCACCUCCGCCACCCCCUCCCUCGGUUUUUAUCCUCUGGCUUCUAGGAGGGUUUAUAUCCUGUUCAUAAGAUACGCAUUCAAUUUUUAAAACGAAAAUCCACUGCUCAAGAUUUCUACGUUUUCUAGACAUUUCCCAAUUUUCUCAGGUUUUCCACUCGGGGUGGCAAUAAAAGAAGUCCCUGUAUUGCAUCUUGAAGGAUGUUAUUGUGUAGCUGAUACAGAAGCUCUGCGAGCUUAUUCGCGGCCUGUCUCUUUAAGAGGCGGGAAUUUCACCCCGGCCGGCGGGGAGAGGGCGUUCCGGAAGCCUUUGGAAUUGGAACGCUGUCGUUUGUUUUCGUUCCAUUUGCCCUCCCGCCGGAUUCGAUGAAACGCCCGUCCCAUUGAAGGUGAUACCUGGGCGUUCUACAGACGGUCUCCCCAAUCCAACCGGGCAAAAUUCACGGUAGCAAUCGUAGAUGAAAAUUUGCAGGGCCGAUGAAUCGUUUUCUCUCUCUCUCUCUCUCUCGAAAGAAGCCGGAGAUGAAAGCAACGUCGCUUUGCAAAUUACUGUAAAGCGAAAAGGAAACGACAAUUUAAAAAAAAAACCCAACCUAAGUGAGCAGUCGGAGGCAGGCGAAUUCACGUUAGCCACAGCUGGCUAGGAUUUCCGCUGCGUGCCCCGUAAUUACCAAAACACGGAGGAGAUUGCAUCUCAAAACAUGCCGCCUUGCUCUGCUUGGGUGAUUCAAGGAUGCACGAGAGUGGAGGGCUGAUGCCUCUUCUUGCAAACGUCGUAAUAGGCUCUCCGAGGGGUCCUCCCGUAUUACACGGCCUCCCUCUUGGAAAGCUGAGCACUUCCACCUUUACCUUCUCAGAUGGUUUCCUCAAGUCCACGAGAUGAAUCCUUCUUCUUUUUCAGAGCCUUAAUAUCUCCACUUCAGGAAGGAUGAGUAUUUUCUGUUACUGCACUGCCCGGAACUUCUUUACCAGUGUCAGAAUCCUCACUGGGAAGAAAACCCUGUGCUUUAUAAGAAAAUGGAGGAAGACACACGCGACUCAUGUUAACAUUCAGAAUUGGUCUGAAUGCCAAGCAGUGGCCAAGAUCCUAUUUGUAUGUUGGGGGAUUGAAAGAUUGUCACAGGAGGCAAAAUGUGAAGGUGUAGCUAGUAAAAUUGUCCAAACCAAUAUUGAUAGUUUUCUUAGUCAAGCCAGGCUUUCUUCAGUGGCUUUUCUUCAGAGUCUUGGAUUUGCCUUCUCUGCAGUUAUCCGAGGUUUCAUCUUGUUUUUGAAGUUUAGCCCUUUGAUCUGGUUUUAUCCUUUUACCUAUUUUUCUCCGAGCUUUGCCUCACUCUGGUUCCAUGUGCUUCUUAAGAUUACAGAAUCCUGUGGUCCCACAUUCAUAAAAUUGGGACAGUGGGCAAGCACCAGACGGGACCUCUUUUCGGAAGAGUUUUGUGUGAAGUUCUCCAAGCUUCAUAUCAAAGUGAUUCCUCACUCUUGGGAUUACACCAAACACUCUUUGGAGAAAGCCUUUGGAGAAGUCUGGGAGAAGAUAUUCAUGUUUGAAAGCAGAGAACCUAUUGGAUCUGGUUGUGUGGCUCAAGUAUACAAAGCUUAUGUAGAUAAUUCCAUAUUAAGAGACCCAGUGCUGAGUGAACGUGCAAAGACUUCUGUGUUUGAUGCUGCUUUGGAGGUGUGGAAGACCUCAGGUCUUAAAGAACUUUUAAGAUGGUUCUGGUGGAGGAAGCACAAAGAUGUUUUGGAAGGUGACCAUCAACCUCUUCACAAAUAUGAUUUCUAUGAAAGCGUUGUACAGAAUUCCAGUUCUGGAAGUCUAAGCCCACCCUUAUUUUGCAAGGAAAACCAUAUUUUCCCAGUAGCCAUUAAGGUGCUGCAUCCUGGAUUAGUUCAGCAGGUCCAGAUGGAUUUAUUUCUCAUGAAAAUUGGCAGUCGAUUUCUUGAGCUUUUCCCUGGAAUUAGGUGGCUCAGUGUGACUGAGAUUGUGGAAGAAUUUGAGAAACUCAUGAUUCAGCAGAUUGACUUGCGCUAUGAAGCAAAAAACCUAGAACACUUCCAUCUGAAUUUCCAAGGUACAGAUUAUGUGAGGUUUCCCCUUCCUAUUCACCCAUUUGUGACAAAAAAUAUCCUGGUGGAAACUUUUGAGGAGAGCAAACCCAUAUCCCAGUAUUUGCACAUAGAUACCAAAAUGGAACUACGGCAAAAAAUAGCCAAGAUGGGAAUGGAUAUGCUUCUAAAGAUGGUGUUUGUUGAUAACUUUGUCCAUGCUGAUCUGCAUCCUGGGAAUAUCCUGGUACAGGGAGCAGAACAGUUUGGUGAUCAUCCUGAAGAUGGGGCAGUCAUAGUGGAUCUGUUGGAUACAUUAAUUGUAGAAUUACAACCCUCUUCCUCACCACUCCGUCUAGUGCUUCUGGAUGCAGGGAUUGUAGCUGAGUUGCAGAGCGGAGAUCUGGAGAACUUCCGAGCAGUGUUCACUGCUGUUGUAUUAGGGCAGUUUCAAGUUGCAAGCUUAUUAUCCAGUGUUUUCAGGUUACUUAUGAUCCAUCAGGUAAAAUUGGAAAGCAACUUUGCCUGUGUUGUUUUUGCCAUAAUGGUUUUGGAAGGUCUCAGUCGCUCCCUAGACCCUGAUCUGGAUGUUCUGAAGGCAGCUAAACCUCUUCUCAUCAGUCCACCAAAUUAGGAAGAACCCUUCCCUUAGUGAGAAGCUUGUUGUCAGAGUUUACAUUUGAAAACUGAGAACCUCUUCAGAUGCUAUGCACUUUGACCUUUGAAUUUGGAAAUUAAGGUCUAAUGCUUUAAGGAGUACUCAUCUGCUUCAGUUAGAAUGAAUAGGACUAUUCUCAUAAGAAAGAACCGCAAGAGUUUGAUUCAGAAUGCUGAUAUUAAAUGCAUCUCUAGAUACAUUCUAGUCUUUCUGCCAACACAUAAUUUGUUCUGUUUCCUGGUAUACAAAAAAAAUCCCUUACACCAAACCCAUUUACAGCUUCAGUACUUGUCGAGCUCCCAUGUCAAGACAAUGGAAAUGGACAAUGGGAAACAAAGAUGGCAUCUCUCUGUCUCUGUCUGUCUGUCUGUCUGUCUCUCUCUCUCUCUCAGAUUUCUAUCAGCAUACAGCUUUCUUAGCUGUAGAGAGACUGCUCUGGAAAGCAUCAAGGAUUUAACAUGGUUAAAAUGAUUAUUGUAAUUUCCAGUGAAUUAAUAUGCAGUCAUUUAUGUUCCAAAAUAUUAUUAACCACAUUUCUUUUUACUAAUAUAGACAUAUUUUAGAAGAAUUUAUUUCUAACUACUGAUGUUGGGAAAGUUGGAUGAAUUAAUAAAAAGCUUUUGGCAAGAAAUGGUUUUUCAGUCUGCUUCUGUACUGGUUUUGUGUAAGUGAAAGAAACAGAUUUUCUAAAUUUUUCCUUUUGAAAUUUUGCUUGUUCAAAUCAAAAGCAUGACAUUACAAACAAGUCCCAGACA